AUGUCAUUCGAUAAAAACAAUCGAGUCUCGCGCGACAGACAACCGUCACCUUUCCGACGCGCCUCGAAAUUCGACCAUUACGAUAUACCCACGAAGCUCCCAUCACCUCCUCAAGAAGAUGGUCCGCAUCCACGACACGCUAUUCGCCCAAGAUCUCUAGCCGAUGCGUAUCGAGACGCAUCAAAACGCACCAUGUCCGCCACAUACGACGAGGAAUACAACUUUGUGACAUCACCAAGCCCGCGAUCGAAGCGGCAGCCGAAUAACGCGUUCUCGCCAAUAUCUCAGACUUCUCCUCCUCCCAAAGAACUUGAGGAUGCAUAUAGGCGAAUUAAUGAAGAUGACGCUCUAGCCGAUCUCGUUCGCGACUAUGAAUGGGAGCCGCAGUACAGUGCACGCUCCGGAAGCCGAAGUCGCCCCCCGUCCUCCCGAGCAAGGGACACAAGCAACGGCAGGGGAUCUGCCAAUGGACGACCCUUCUCCGAGGCAGGUUUUGGCGAUGAACUCGGCGACUACCGAACCCGCAAGAGCAGGGACUAUACCAAGGAUGAAGAGCGCCUAAAGCGCGUCACAGGCCAACGCUCGCCGGUCUUCAGCAGGGCUCAGGUCGGAAGAGAUGCCUUGACGGCAGAUAAUUUGAGAAGAAGAAUGGAAGACAAAAAUGAGGUGGAUCAUCCUGUGCCAGAGACUGACAGGAAUGGUGUUCCUUCCCCGAAUAUACCCACUGGCUGGGGUCACCGGGCAGGUCACCGACAAGAAUGGGAGAGAAAGCCCAGCCAGAGAAGUGUCUCCGAAGAAGAAGAGGAAAAAGCGCGUCGACGCUGGUCACCAGCUGCGGAAGGAAAUCAAUCCCCCAAGCCUACGCGUACCUCUCCUCGUUCUCCGGCGCGGAGCACACUUUCUGCUAGAAACGCGCUCGAAGAACGCACUGCCAAUCCGUAUAUGCAGGCAACGCAGGAGGACUUCCGUGAAACGCAGUCUGGUCCAAAGCUGAUCUCACCCACUAGUGGUGGUGAACCAAUUCCCAAUUCACCUAUCACAGUGUACAAAAACUCGUCAUUCGCGAGGCCCAGCCCCAGCAAACGUGACUCCCGGGAUCUACUACGCAAACUUUCCAGGACUGAAAACACAAAAAUUGAUCAUGUCCAGACUCCCCAACCACUCAAAUUGUUUGAAAGCAAAAUCUAUGAUAAAACCCCUCGGGUAACUGGCGCAUGGAUCGAUACUCCUAUGACCCAACGGGUGACUGAGAAGAUCGAGCUUCCCGAAGAUCUGACUAAAGACAUCAUUCCUCCACGCAUAACGGAUGAGGCCAAUGAUAUUGCACCCGCUACAAAACCAAAGGAUGUCAAAUCAAAAGUCGAGGAACAGAAGCCAGCGCAGACCAUCGAGAAAGAGCCCCUUCCUAAAUCAAUUGCAGGGAAGGAGUCAAGGCCCCCGUUGCAGCGACCUCAUCUACCUAAGAGUGCCUUGGAGACGGUCAUUGAGGAUGCUAGCUCAGGCAAAGAUGUCGAGUUCGGAGAUGAUACCAUCGAGUCCUUGCAGGCAUUUAUGGACGCCGGGUCCAGUGAAUCCAAAAUUGAGGAAGAUGACGAAGCUUAUGAAAAGGCCGUCCUCGCCCAGCUCCAAAAUUCCAGCUCAAAAGAAAAUGACGUGGUCAACAUGGAUUCAUUGAAUAUUAAGCUCAACUCUUUAAUGAGACAUAUUGACGAAGUCAAGAAAGGGCUUGACGGUCUGGAAGGCCAUGUUACCCGAGACACCGCAAUUGUUUCGCAAGCAAGCUCUUUAUCCAAGAAGAACCCGCAGUCAUCACACUUGCACACAGGCGAAUCUUGCAAAGGCUGCGGCACGCACUCAGAUGGACGAGUCUACGCCGCGAUACCUCUUCCUCGGUUGUGGAACCGGAGCGCGCGAUCCCAACGCCUUCGGCCGACCAAGCUCGGCUGGUUCAUCAUUAUCUCACUCUCGUGGUACAUCAUCGAAUGUCUGAUGUGGGACCAGUAUAGUCAUCCCGAGAUAUCCGAAAGCUGCGAAGGCUACUGCCUGCAGCCCGAUGCGCCUUUGUACCCUUGGGUAACCGUCACAAUGUUGUGGCGCUGGUCACAUCUGUCGACUAUUUUCACGCCCAUUUUCGCUAUCUGUGUUGCUUUCUCUCGACUAGUGGCACAGUUGAUGGGUCUUUCGGAUGGCUACGUGGAUGAUGCGCCGGAGCUUGGAAAUAUAGUUGGCGAGAUCCGCAUCAACGGAACGCCAGUUGCGUUCCCUUGGCUCUCAGCCCCCACAGCUGAAAACAUUGUGCCUCAGCCACAACAAGUUCACUAUACACAGCAGCCUAUGCAACCAGUGGAGCCUGUCUGGUCAGCUCGGAACCCGCCCCCGCAGAGGUGGGACAGUGACCAGCUGUCGGCUGAGGAUGCAAUGGACGAUGAUGAAUAUCUUUAG
This is a messenger RNA of Penicillium expansum, 2442 nucleotides long. RefSeq lists its product as uncharacterized. Bases 1 to 2442 code for a protein of 813 amino acids. The record is from RefSeq and is a predicted model, not a curated record. NCBI's taxonomy places the organism in Eukaryota, Fungi, Ascomycota, Eurotiomycetes, Eurotiales, Aspergillaceae. The transcript has a single exon.